AUGACGAGUCCCGGAGUCGUUUGGGAUGGUGCUUCUCUUCUUCUCGCCACCGAUGUGGCUGGGGUAAUUCACUGCUACCGGUACACGACGGAGAAGGUGUGUGGCGAUGACACCGACGAUGAUGAUGAGCGUGUUGCCGUCUUGACACACCUUUGGUCGCGUAGUAUUGGGGACGAGGAGGUGCCGUCUGAGUUGGUGACGGGAAAUGGUAGUAGCACGUAUUCACUGGCGUCUUUGACUACAGGAACCCAACAAACGGUGCGGGACGCACGCGCUGGAUUUCAGUGUACACUUUCAAAGCGUCUUCUCCGCCUACAGUCCGCCUCGGCCAUGCCCGCUCUUUCGGUGGUGCCGGACCCAUCGGGAGACCACGGCGGCCUGUCGUCUGGACCACCCAAGAAGUCGCGUUUGACUGGCGGGCAGAGCAGCACCAACGACUGCAAUGCAGACAUAGCGUAUAGCACUACCGCCCAAGGCACCAGAGAGGGAGGGAGCAACAGCAACUCUCCAGCAGCGGUAGCGCAUUAUCUUCGACGACAGGCGAUCGACGCCCAGUGCCCGUUCUGCACAUGGGCGUCUUCCUUAUCUUCGUCACCGUCUGCUGCACUUGCCUCAGUCUGCUUGUCGUCCACUCCCGAGCUCGCCUGCGCCUCGCCUGUUGCCGUUCGUGAAAAGCCAACGAGUGCAGUAGUCUCAGCUGCUUCCCCGUCGUGUCGUAUCGGCACGGGCGACCGAGCCGAGAUGGAAUGUAGAUGGAGCAAAGGACCGGAAGAGACUGAUGGGGGUUGCUGUGGUAGCGCUGAUAAUUGCGAGAACCUCUUUCGACCCUGCGACUUUAUGGCUCGAAUCCCGGAGGCUGCCUACAGCACUUUCAAUGCGAGUGCGACAGCUCAGCCGGCGGUAGAGACAGGCGCUAUCAUGUCCACUGAUCGAAACAAUCCGGUAGUGGGGUGCAGGUCCAGCCCAUCUGCCGAGGUCGCAUGGUAUUGGCGCUGCCCACGCUCCGUCUUCGAUGCGCGCACGGCACCCGACGGUAAAAGCAGCGACACAAAGCACACAGCGCACAGACACGUUGUGAACGAGAAUGAAACCAGUCAGCUAAGCAGUGACAAGACGGAGAAGGAAACGACUAAGUUUGGUGACGAUGCCGCAGUGGAGCAUCUAUGGAUGUCUUUGCCCGAGGCAGUGAGGCACUGGAAUGCCAUCUGCUGUCAUCAUCACCAACUGCUGCUCUUGCGCCACAUGGAGGAGCGGUACAGCGAGCUGGAUCUAUUCACAGGGGCAUCGCUUGGUAGUGUUGCUUUGACGGCUGACAUGGCUGCGGCGACCGAAUCAGCGAUCCUAGAUGCAACAUCGUCUUCCAACAACUUGGAGCACAGCAUUUUCUCUUCCAUCAGUGACGGCAGCAGCACCGAGAGUAGCAGCGACAGCGUUGAUGGCGUCUUUGAUGCGACUGGCGACGGAGUGCCGCGUGCGGUGUUAUCGCUGAAGACGCAGCGAUAUCAAACACUCAUCAUGCAGGCGCGAGUGCCCCGCUCUCCCACGAAAGUCGCUAAAAAGAAGACAAGGAAAGCCACAAUGCCUGCUCCGAUACGGAAAACAGCUCACAGGUGCUUGGCAAAGCUCUCCGCACCGGUGAUUCAGCUUGGUCUAACAUGGCACCAACUCAGACAUGGAGUUCAUAAGGAAUUGCCUUUCUCCGAUGCCGAUGAUGAGGGUGUGGAGGAGGGACAUCAGGGAGAAGCGGAGCUGGUUGCUGUACCUCAAGGCGAGGCUGCACAAUCAUUUCCGUCGAGCAGCAGCGAGAGUACGCUUCACAAUAGCAGCACAAGUACGUCGGACAUCGACAUGGAUGUCUUGGCGGGCCGCAAGCAGCUCCCCCCGCAGUACUCCUUUGUCCGCGCUGUCAGUCCUGCAUCGUCGCAAUCUUUCAUUUCUGCAACUUCGCAGAGCGGCGCCGGCAAUCAACCAGCAACGCGCCCGAGAAAGACGCCUGCAAAACAGAAGCGUGCAGAAGCUGGCAGGAGCGCAAUGCCCUCCGCAGGACGCGAGGCAGUGCUGCAUGACAUCCCGGUAAGGUGCGGGCCGGGCGGAUGCGUGUACGGAGGAGUUGCUGGAACGGUUGGCAGCAUCACCACCACCUUCGCAAGCGUUGAGACGGUGCCUCCGCAGUUUCUUCUUCUUCUGCAGCUGCCUCUCCCUCUUGUGGAGGCGUUCUGGAUAACCCUGCCGUCAUCCUCCGCAUCGCAGAGCUCACAGAAUGGCAGCGAAGCGGCGAACCUGUAUCGCGCAGGCGCGCGGUCUAUGUUUGCAGUCGAGCUACGGCGUGUGCCGUGGCUUCCACACGACGUCUGCAGUCUUCAGGCUGCCGAGCCUGCUGUCGAUGCACCGAUAAACGCCGCCAGACCAUUGACCGCAUCGUUGGGUGAUGCCAGCGCAUCAGUGGGACUGACGACUCUGCAAGGAUUUGUCCUCGAUGCGCAGGGGGUAUCCUCGGCGCCGCGUGCGAUGUCUGUCGGGUUUCCGCGUAUCUUGCGUACGCUUUCUGCCUAUGACAUAUGUAUCGCUAAGAGUGCAUCUGUGCAUAGACCUCGGCUUGUGCACGACACCAUGGGAAACGUCAAGGGACUUAGCGCCUCUUCCGACGCAAGGGAGCGCGAGCGGUCUGCUAAGGAGGAAACGGCGCCAGAGUAUCGCAACAGUCCUCACGCUAUGCCCGCGGGAAGCUCGCACACAUCCUUAUUCUACAGGAGCAACAAGAGAAGCAGCAGCCUCUCUCACAGCAUCCGCCCACCUCCGAGCAACUACAGUCCGGCGAUAAAUUUUUUUGACGAAAACUUCGAGCCGCUCAUGCUACUUGGUCGCGGCGUUAGUGGGGCGGUGCUACUAGUGCGACAUCGCUUCACCGGCGUCUUCUACGCCAUCAAGGUGCUGGUCGCUCGCGACUACGAGAGUGAGUGCGAUAUUCUGCAGGAGCUGCGGGUUCAUGCGAUGUUGGAAAACCGAUACGUAGUGCGCUACCAUACCUGCUGGUCCGAAGUCAUCUCCCCCAUCCGUGCACAGCAGCUGGCGUUCAUCGGUGUGUGCCACCCGUACGAGGCGAAUAUGGCACGCCGCAAGCGACUGAACUCAGCCUCUUCUUCCUUCUCGUCCACGAUGCCUAGACGGAGCGCACGGGACGGCACCUGGCACCCACGCGCAAACUCCGAUGGAUGCAUUCCCACCAGGUCGCAGUUGCGCAGUGCGCCUGGUGGGUGGGAUCACCUGAGGCUCCCAAGCCAUUUGAGCACGAUUCUUGUGGGGAGUACUUCAACGAGUGAGUCGGCGACGCCGGAGGUGGCGCAGAAGCGAUCGCGUCCGCAACUCCGCGGCAGCGCUUGGAGUGCAACCAUCAUGGACGAACUUGAAGAUUUGACGGAUGAGGAAGGGGACGAAACGCUUCUCGGCCAGAUGGAGAAGUGGCAAGGAUGGGCAAGUGAUCGGUUGGGGUACUCAGGUCCAGGAAUGCCGUCACCUACAGCGAUAGAGCCACAACCCGCACGGCACCCUCUAGCCGUUUCGUCGCCCUCUCCGGCUGUGCGGAACACGCAUGCUCUCCUAGCUUCACUCCGACUACGCAAGAAGCCGCCCAUUGCCUCUGUUCUCAGCUCCGAGCCCCCAUUUGCCGCCUCAGACAGCAUGGGUGUCACCACUGUUCAGGAAGUCUACGACGGCGAGGAAGAAGAGGCGGAGUCCAUCUUGGAUUAUACGCAAGGGGGCGACUGCAGCAGCAGCGUGAGUAGCGGCAACAGCUAUGGCAGACCUGCACCCGAGAAGGACAGCCUCCAGCGGCAGAAGGGGCACACCAUCAUUGGCACACGUGUGGUGUUCCUGCAGAUGGAGCUGUGCCAGGGGACUCUUGCGCAGUACCUCGCCUCGCGCGCUUCCAUUAAUCGCGUGGAGAACUUGAUCAUUGCCAUGCAGAUGGUGGCAGGUGUGCGGUACCUGCAUCAUCGCGGCAUCCUGCACCGUGACGUGAAGCCGACAAAUGUCUUUCUGGAUUACCGGUGCCAAUACGACAAGACAGUCCACCAGUUGAACAUGUCGGACACAAGCAGUGCUGAUGGAGGCUCUGAGGACGAGGGUAGUGCGGAAGCUUCCUUGGGGUUUUCAGGGUCGCCUGCCUCUCCCUGCAGCGCUGCGGCGGCAGGGAACGGCGAAGGCGACAACGAGGCCUGUGAACCUCUGUCAUCGUCAGCCCUAACCUUGUGUCGACGUCACCCAAGAGUCUGUUCGCCGGAGCUUCCGUCCGGUGGCUGCAGCCCGAGCGUGUCUUCUGCGCCGCGGCGCUCCUCUAUCGUACCACCUGGCAUGCAGAGCCUCUACCCUGCUGUCCCCUCCUCUCUCGCGUCCGACUGGAAUGCGAGGAUGACCAUGACUUCGCUGAGCAACUUGCCUUCAUGGGAUGGCGAGCGGGCAGUCCUCGAUUUCGUCAUGCACGCGCCUCACCGCAUCGCUUCUGAGAUGCUGCAGGAGCGACUGCUUCGGCGGCCGCCACCACCUGCGGUUUGCCAACGUGCCAGCUCGAAGUGCAAGAUGAUGGAGAAGGAGAUGGGCUCCUCGGAUGCACCGAUGCCACUUAUGGCGCCCAAUGGUGGUCGUAACUUUCGCCGCCGUCUAGCGAAUUGGCUGCUCCACCGCUUUGUGCAGGUACGCCUGGGAGAUUUUGGGCUGGCUAAGUUUCUGUAUCAGCAGGAGCUGCGUGUGGAUGGCUUUGUUUCGAUGAACGCGAUCAACACUACUGGCGUUGGCUCUCCGCUCUACGCGAGCCCAGAGCAGCUUCAGGGAAGUCGGUGCACACCUGCCUCGGAUGCCUUCUCGGUCGGCGUAGUACUGGCGGAGAUGUAUCUUCAGCCCAAGACCGUUGCGGAGCGUUUGACGGUGCUGCGCGAGGUGCGUGAGGGGGUCUACCGAGAUACGACGCUGCUUUCCCGGUUCCCUGAGCUGAAGCUGGUGCGGCGCUUAACUGCAGCAGAACCAGAGCGCCGUAUGACCCUCGCGGCGCUUCACAAAGACCUCAAGUCCUUUCUUGAACAGGCACUGCACGAGGAGGUGUGCCGUCACUACGAGUAG
Molecule: messenger RNA, 5112 nt
Organism: Leishmania braziliensis MHOM/BR/75/M2904
Lineage: Eukaryota; Euglenozoa; Kinetoplastea; Trypanosomatida; Trypanosomatidae
Product: putative protein kinase
Exons: 1
Coding region: 1-5112 (1703 amino acids)
Biological process (GO): protein phosphorylation
Molecular function (GO): protein kinase activity; ATP binding
Source: RefSeq, a predicted model, not a curated record